UCAGCCUGGAUUCGCCAAUCAUCAUCAUAUACACCAACUCUCUCAUCCGAUCUAUGCAUAAGCCGGCCGGACCUCCACAGCAAGCCAUGAUGUCACACGCCCUCGGGAUCAUUUUAUUCAGGCUAUUUGAACGGAUAAAACACAUAUCAAAAUGAUUUAAGGCUGGAGGGAAUACUAGCUAAGGCUUCAAUCUCAAGGCCGUUGAGCAAAAUGUAUCGCUGGUUGGUGGCCCUAACAGCCUGCGCCGCACACCUGGUGCAGGCGACCCCGAUCCAGACGCGAGAAUCGGAUUACUUCCUGCCCAACUCGACUGGAUUUCGCAUGCAGCAUGGGUUCGAAACUAUUCUGGUGCAGCCCUUUGGCUACGAUGGGUUCCGUGUGCGCGCUUGGCCCUUCCGGCCUCCUACGGGGCAUGAGAUCAGCUUCAUCUACGAUCCGCCACUGGAAGGCUUUGAGGAUGGACAAGCACAUGAGAUGAACUUUGACACGGCAUUUAAUGGUAACCACACCGUUGCCAUUCGCAAUGGAAACACUAUUGUGCGAACGUCUGGUUGGGGUGGAAACCCCGGAGGAUAUCGGCUGGCAUUCUAUCGCAUCGAGCAAGAUGGUUCUGAGACCCUGUUGACAAACGAGUAUGCGCCACUCAAAUCGGUCAACCCCCGUUACUACUCUUGGAACGGUCCAGGAAGCGAAUUCUCUGCCGAGUUCUCGUUCAGUACAACACCCGACGAGCAGUUCUAUGGCACGGGCACACAACAGGACCAUCUUGUCAACAAAAAAGGAACGGUCAUUGACUUGAUCAACUUCAACACUCACAUCCCGACACCCGUGUUCAUGAGCAACAAGGGCUAUGCAUUUGUCUGGAAUAUGCCAGCCCAGGGUCGCAUGGAAUUCGGACAACUACGCACCAAACUCACCGCAGCCUCCACCACAGUCGUCGACUAUGUGAUCGUAGCCACGACGCCAAGCGACUACGACACACUCCAGAGACGUUUAUCUGCCUUGACAGGUAGAGCACCUACUCCUCCUGACUUCUCGCUCGGAUACAUCCAGUCUAAGCUCCGCUAUGAGAACCAGACGGAACUAGAGCUCCUGGCACAGAAGUUCAAAGACAACGACGUGCCCGUCGGAAUGUUCGUCAUCGAUUACCAGUCCUGGCGGAAUCAGGGCGACUGGGGUCUCGAUCCAGCGCUAUGGCCAGACGUAGCAGCAAUGGCCAAGAAAGUAAAAGAUCUCACGGGGGCAGAGAUCAUGGCAUCUCUCUGGCCCAGUGUAUCCGACGCUAGCGACAACUACUUAGAGCUGCAAGCCAACGGAUACUUGUCUGCAACUCGUGACGGCCCCGGAACCACCGAUUCAUGGAAUGGCUCAUACAUCCGCAAUGUCGACUCAACGAACCCAGGCGCGCGAAAGUUCAUCUGGUCGACCUUGAAGCGAAACUACUAUGACAAAGGGAUCAAGAACUUCUGGAUCGAUCAAGCUGACGGUGGUGCCCUUGGGGAAGCCUACGAAAACAACGGUCAAAGCACCUACAUCCAGUCUGUCCCCUUCGCCCUACCCAACGUCCUCUACGCGGUUGGUACCCAGCAGAGCGCCGGGAAAUAUUACCCGUGGGCCCACCAGCAGGCAAUCGAUGAAGGCUUCCGCAACGUCACCGACAGCAAGGAAGGCGAAGCCUGUGAGCACAUCUCGCUCAGUCGGUCCGGCUAUAUCGGGUCUCAAAGAUUCUGCAGCAUGAUCUGGUCAGGAGAUGUCACGUCUGUCUGGGAGACACUGGGUCUUCAAAUUGCCAGUGGACUGUCCGCCGCCGCGACAGGCUGGGGCUGGUGGACGAUGGACGCCGGCGGCUUCCAGCCCGACCCGACAGUAUCAUGGAGCGCUAACAUCGACACGCCAGAGUAUCGCGAGUUGUACGUGCGUUGGCUGCAGUGGGCUACGUUCGUUCCCUUCAUGCGCACGCACGGUCAACGAGUCUGCGACACACAGGAUGCAUACACGUGUAACAACGAGCCGUGGUCGUACGGAGAGAAGAACACCCCGAUUAUCCUCUCGUACAUCCACCUCCGGUACCAGCUGGGCUGGUAUUUGCGCGCUCUUUUCGACCAGUUCCACAAGACUGGUCGCAUGAUCAUGCGUCCCUUGUACAUGGAUUUCGAGAAGACCGAUCCGAAGGUCUCGCAGUGGACGCAAGCGAACAACAAUGUGACAACGCAGCAGUAUAUGUUCGGCCCGAGAUUGCUUGUGUCACCUAUUACCACGCCGAAUGUCACCGAAUGGUCGGUAUAUCUUCCGCAAACGGGCCAGAACGAUACCAAGUCUUGGACGUACUGGUGGACUAAUCAGUCCUAUGCUGGUGGUCAGACGGUUACUGUGCCCGCGCCGGUGGAACAUAUACCUCUAUUCCAUCUUGGGAAGAGGGAGGAUAUUCUUAGUGGUAAUGUCUUCUAAGAAAUGAUAUGUCUUUAUGACUGGAGCAGGUAUGAGGAAGAAUAUAAUCAUGCCGGAUGUUUAAACCAUAUACGAAUCUCCUAAGAUCCACUCUCAAUUAUAAGACUCCAA
Messenger RNA from Aspergillus pseudonomiae, 2559 nucleotides. Its product is annotated as glycosyl hydrolases family 31-domain-containing protein. Gene Ontology annotation, biological process: carbohydrate metabolic process. Gene Ontology annotation, molecular function: hydrolase activity, hydrolyzing O-glycosyl compounds; carbohydrate binding. The transcript has a single exon. The record is from RefSeq and is a predicted model, not a curated record. Bases 211 to 2448 code for a protein of 745 amino acids. Lineage: Eukaryota; Fungi; Ascomycota; Eurotiomycetes; Eurotiales; Aspergillaceae.